Dermacentor silvarum is the source of this 765-nucleotide messenger RNA. RefSeq lists its product as uncharacterized. The transcript has 2 exons. NCBI's taxonomy places the organism in Eukaryota, Metazoa, Arthropoda, Arachnida, Ixodida, Ixodidae. The record is from RefSeq and is a predicted model, not a curated record. The coding region runs from base 1 to 765 and encodes 254 amino acids.
AUGGAACAACCGGGGUGCUUCACGCGAGAAACCCCGAGCAACGCUACCGGCACAGAACACGACGCAGCCGAUGGCGAAGGGCGAAGCAGCUGGGGUGAGCUCGGCUUCAACUGGAGCGACAGGCGGCGCCAGAGAUCGUGCAACACGCAACUGGCGCUUGCCGAGCAUCAGCCAGUUCGGGUUCUUCAGCGGCUUCAACUGGAGCGACAGGCGGCGCCAGGAGAUCGUGCAACACGCAACUGGCGCUUGCCGAGCGUCAGCGGAUUCGGGCUCUUCAGCGGGGAGUUGCGGCUGGCCGCCACCAACACCGGCGAGGUAGGCGGCGCCAGGAGAUCGUGCAACACGCAACUGGCGCUUGCCGAGCAUCAGCCAGUUCGGGAUCUUCAGCGGCUUCAACUGGAGCGACAGGCGGCGCCAGGAGAUCGCGCAACACGCAACUGGCGCUUGCCGACCAUCAGCGAGUUCGGCCUCUUAAGCGGGGAGUUGCGGCUGGCCGCCACCAACACCGGCGAGGUAGGCGGCGCCAGGAGAUCGUGCAACACGCAACUGGCGCUUGCCGAGCCUCAGCUAGUUCAGGCUCUUCAGCGGCUUCAAGUGGAGCGACAGGCGGCGCCAGGAGAUCGUGCAACACGCACCUGGCGCUUGCCGACCAUCAGCGAGUUCGGGCUCUUCAGCGGGGAGUUGCGGCUGGCCGCCACCAACACCGGAGAGGUAGGACGUGACGGCGAUGCCCUGGCUCUGCGUUCCGAUGUGGCCGAGCAGUGA